GCAGUCAAUAUGAUCAGCAACAAUAAUGGCUUUCCUCAUCUUCGAAGCCAGCAGAUGAUCGUCCAAAACGCUGGCAGAUUGAUCCCAAUGUUCCUUUUGAUACUGAGGAGGAUGAGGAGCAAGAGCAACCGUCCGAUUCAGAUGAUUUGCAUUUCUGAUUUAUUAGGAGUUUGGGACCUUAUGCUCUGUGGUGGUUCAGAUUCAGGGAUGAUACCUCUUGGUUUUACUCAGAGUUUCACGUACAAUAAUCUUGUUCUUAUGCAAUUACUGGAGGAUUGGGAGGCUUUGUGGCAUGCAGAGCACUGUCACAAAGAAACAACCAAAGCAUCACACCCUUGGGAUAGUAAUCAUGAUGGAUUUGCUAGGGGAGAAGGAGAUGGCGUUUUGCCUCUAGAAGAGUUAGAACAUGGGGCCGGGGUUAUUCUCUGCAUUGAAAAGGCUUUAGAACAGUCUGGGGUGUCUAGGGAAGAUGCUAAUUACAUUAAUGCACAUGCUACCUCCACGCCGGCCGGAGAUCUCAGGGAGUAUAAUGCUCUCAUUCAUUGUUUGGCCAGAAUCCUGAGGCGAUGCGAACUGGGUGGAUACAUCCAAAUAUCAAUCUGGAAAACCCAGAUGAGGGCGUGGAUACAAAACUACAUCCAACAGUCUUGUUUGCUCCAUACAAGUAGAAGCACAGAUCUAGUGUGCUACUCCAACUUUUGCUGCAAUCUUACUGAAGAACUAAUUAUUUGCGGAUGGGACUGAAUCCACAUUGAAGUAAGAGCCCAAGAAGUCUCCUUUGUAUUCGAUCUUCUCUAUGGUGGGAUGGAUUGCGGUUAUGAAAUCCGAAUCGCUCGAGAAGAAUGUUGAGGUGGCCCCUAAGUAGAAAAUAUUAAGGGCUCACCCAAUGGUUAACAAGAAAUCUAUAACAUUUGUUCCCUGGACCUGAUAAAAUAUGGGGCACUGGUCCUUAAGUCUAACUCCGUUAAUUUUUUUCGUCCUUUUUGCUAUAUGUGGCAAAGUAAGCAAAAUACCAUUGCAUGUUAUGUAAGCAUAAUAGAUGGAAAAUUACCGGAGUUAGACUUGAGGACAAAUGUUUCACAUUUUAUCAAGUUCAAGGGUCAUAUGUAAUGGAUUUUAAAUUCAAGGACCAAGUUACAAUAUAUGGAUCAUUGCGCCAAUUUACUUCUCCAGUAAGAGGUGGGGAAUAAGAAAGUGAAUGUUAAGUUGUGGAUUAAUGUAUGGGUCAUGAUUUUGGUUA
Molecule: messenger RNA, 1240 nt
Organism: Pyrus x bretschneideri (Chinese white pear)
Lineage: Eukaryota; Viridiplantae; Streptophyta; Magnoliopsida; Rosales; Rosaceae
Product: 3-oxoacyl-[acyl-carrier-protein] synthase I, chloroplastic
Exons: 7
Coding region: 10-744 (244 amino acids)
Biological process (GO): fatty acid biosynthetic process
Cellular component (GO): chloroplast stroma
Molecular function (GO): 3-oxoacyl-[acyl-carrier-protein] synthase activity
Source: RefSeq, a predicted model, not a curated record